GCCGCUGCUGACGUAGCGCCUUCCUUUCUUUCCCCUCCCCCCCUCCCCCACACUCCCCGCCGCCGCUUCGGCGCUCCCUGCCGCCUCACCGGGAAGACUCCGCCACCGGCCCAUGGCGGCCGCUCGGCUGUGAGCACGGAAGGCGUUAGGCAUGGCCGGGCGGCGGGGCGCGGGGGGCGGCGGGGCGUUGGCGGCGGGUCCCUUGGGGGAAAUGCUGCAGCAGUCGCCUUCGUGCUGCGUUGGGGGAGCCGCGUCGGAGCCCGCCCGCGAGCUCUUCGAGGCUUGCCGGAAUGGCGACGUGGAGCGCGUGAAGCGGCUGGUGAGGCCCGAGAACGUCAACGGCAGAGACACGGCCGGCAGGAAGUCCAGCCCCCUCCAUUUCGCCGCAGGUUUUGGUCGGCGAGAUGUAGUCGAAUACUUGCUUCAGAGUGGUUCUAAUGUACAUGCACGAGAUGAUGGAGGACUCAUUCCACUUCAUAAUGCUUGCUCAUUUGGUCAUGCUGAAGUUGUCAAUCUUCUCCUGCGCCAUGGUGCAGAUCCUAAUGCAAGAGAUAAUUGGAAUUAUACUCCUCUUCAUGAAGCUGCCAUCAAAGGCAAAAUUGAUGUCUGCAUAGUAUUGUUGCAGCAUGGUGCUGAUCCGAGUAUCCGUAAUACUGAUGGAAGAACAGCCCUUGACUUAGCAGAUCCAUCAGCAAAGGCAGUGCUUACAGGUGAAUACAAGAAAGAUGAACUAUUGGAAAGUGCCAGGAGUGGAAAUGAAGAAAAAUUAAUGGCUCUUCUAACGCCAUUAAAUGUCAAUUGCCAUGCAAGCGAUGGUAGAAAGUCAACUCCAUUACACUUAGCUGCUGGCUAUAACCGUGUUAAAAUAGUGCAGCUAUUAUUACAACAUGGAGCAGAUGUUCAUGCAAAGGAUAAAGGAGAUCUGGUGCCUCUUCACAACGCCUGUUCUUAUGGGCACUAUGAAGUAACAGAACUUUUAGUAAAGCAUGGAGCCUGUGUAAAUGCAAUGGAUUUAUGGCAGUUCACUCCUCUUCAUGAAGCAGCUUCUAAGAACAGAGUAGAAGUGUGCUCCCUCUUGCUGAGUUACGGUGCUGACCCUACACUGUUAAACUGCCAUAAUAAAAGUACAAUUGAUUUGGCCCCUACACCUCAGUUAAAAGAACGAUUGGCAUAUGAAUUCAAAGGCCAUUCGUUACUACAGGCUGCAAGGGAAUCAGAUGUGAAUCGUGUAAAAAAGCAUCUCUCUCUUGAAAUUGUCAAUUUCAAACAUCCUCAGACUCACGAAACUCCUUUGCACUGUGCUGCUGCAUCUCCAUAUCCUAAGCGAAAGCAAGUCUGCGAGUUACUUCUAAGAAAAGGAGCCAACAUCAACGAAAAGACAAAAGACUUCCUGACACCUCUUCAUAUGGCAUCAGAAAAAGCUCAUAAUGAUGUUGUUGAAGUAGUUGUGAAGCAUGAAGCAAAGGUCAAUGCUCUGGAUAAUCUUGGCCAGACAUCUUUGCAUAGAGCAGCGCACUGUGGCCACUUACAGACAUGCCGGUUGUUGUUGAGUUUUGGCUGUGAUCCCUCCAUUAUAUCACUGCAGGGUUUCACAGCCUCUCAGAUGGGAAAUGAAAGCAUUCAGCAGUUGCUACAAGAAGGUGUUCCUUUGGGCAAUUCAGAAGCCGAUCGACAGUUAUUGGAAGCAGCAAAGGCAGGAGAUGUAGACACAGUAAAGAAGUUAUGCACAACGCAGAGUGUGAAUUGCCGGGAUAUUGAAGGGCGUCAGUCCACACCGCUUCACUUUGCAGCAGGAUACAAUAGAGUGUCUGUAGUUGAAUAUCUUUUGCAGCAUGGGGCUGAUGUCCACGCAAAAGACAAAGGUGGCCUAGUUCCUUUGCACAAUGCUUGUUCUUAUGGACACUAUGAAGUGGCAGAACUUCUUGUUAAACAUGGUGCUAUUGUGAACGUGGCUGAUUUGUGGAAAUUUACUCCUUUGCAUGAAGCUGCAGCAAAAGGAAAAUAUGAAAUUUGUAAACUACUGUUACAGCAUGGUGCUGACCCUACAAAGAAGAACAGAGAUGGAAAUACCCCAUUAGACCUUGUUAAAGAUGGUGAUACAGAUAUUCAAGAUCUCCUUAGAGGAGAUGCAGCUUUGCUUGAUGCUGCAAAGAAGGGCUGUUUGGCUAGGAUGAAAAAAUUGUGUUCCCCUGAUAAUGUCAACUGUCGUGAUACACAAGGCCGACAUUCUACUCCACUCCAUUUAGCAGCUGGUUACAACAAUUUGGAAGUUGCUGAGUACUUAUUACAGCACGGCGCUGAUGUAAAUGCACAGGACAAAGGAGGUUUAAUACCUUUACAUAACGCAGCAUCCUACGGGCAUGUAGAUGUAGCAGCUUUGCUUAUAAAGUAUAAUGCGUGUGUAAAUGCUACAGACAAAUGGGCUUUCACACCUUUGCAUGAAGCAGCCCAGAAAGGAAGGACACAGCUUUGUGCCUUAUUAUUGGCCCAUGGAGCUGAUCCUACUCUGAAAAACCAGGAAGGACAAACACCAUUAGACCUAGUCACCGCAGAUGAUGUUAGCUCACUCUUGGCAGCUGCCAUGCCACUUUCUGCCUUGCCAUCUUGUUAUAAGCCUCAGGUUAUAAAUGUGUCUCAGAAUACAGGGACGUCAGCUGAUUCACUUUCUUCCAUUCCGUCCAGUCCAUCUAAUUUGUCAGCUGCCAGUAGUCUGGACAGCUUGUCGGGUAGCUUUUCUGAACUCUCAGUUGUUAAUACAAACGGUGCUGAAGGAGCCUCUAGUUUGGAAAAGAAAGAAGUUCUCAAUGUAGAUUUUAGCAUCAAUCAAUUUGUAAGAAAUCUUGGACUUGAACAUUUGAUUGACAUACUUGAAAGAGAGCAGAUAACUUUGGAUGUCCUUGUUGAAAUGGGGCACAGAGAAUUAAAGGAAAUUGGAAUUAAUGCUUAUGGUCAUAGACACAAAAUAAUAAAAGGAGUUGAGAGGCUGAUCUCUGGACAGCAAGGUCUUAAUCCAUAUCUAACAUUGAAUACUUCGGGUAGUGGGACAAUCCUUAUAGAUCUCUCUCCAGAUGAUAAAGAGUUUCAGUCGGUGGAGGAUGAGAUGCAAAGCACUGUACGAGAACAUAGAGAUGGUGGCCAUGCUGGUGGAAUUUUCAACAGAUACAACAUCUUAAAGAUACAAAAAGUAUGUAACAAAAAGCUUUGGGAAAGAUACACUCACAGGAGGAAAGAGGUUUCUGAAGAGAAUCAUAAUCAUGCUAAUGAAAGGAUGUUGUUUCAUGGCUCUCCUUUUGUGAAUGCAAUUAUUCACAAAGGCUUUGAUGAGAGGCAUGCUUACAUUGGAGGAAUGUUUGGAGCAGGAAUUUAUUUUGCUGAAAAUUCUUCCAAAAGCAACCAGUAUGUCUAUGGUAUUGGUGGCGGCACAGGUUGCCCCAUUCAUAAAGACAGGUCUUGUUACAUCUGCCAUAGGCAGUUGCUUUUUUGCCGAGUAACUUUGGGUAAAUCAUUCCUUCAGUUCAGUGCCAUGAAAAUGGCUCAUUCUCCACCAGGACACCAUUCAGUUACUGGACGACCUAGUGUGAAUGGGCUAGCUUUAGCAGAAUAUGUCAUCUACAGAGGAGAACAGGCCUAUCCAGAAUAUUUGAUUACCUACCAGAUUGUAAAGCCUGAAAUUGUCACAGAAGCUUGAAGCUCCAGCUAUUUUACAAAGGUCAAAUUUAGCAGUAAUCUUAAUUGCUAAUAUAGAUACACAUAUAUCCUUCCUUCCCCUCUUCCCCACCUUGGUGGUAGAAAAUGUGAAUAAAAUCUAACAUUUUUGACAGAUGAAGCUUUAAUAACUGUAUAGUACGUUUUCUACAAAUUCAGAAACUUUUUCAGCACUUUAACAGAUCUCAUUCCAGGUGAUGCUGGUUUGUUUGUACUAAAUUAUAAAACAGAUUUUAACUUGAACUUUGUUUUCUAUUUGCCAUUUCAGUGAAAACUAACAAAUUUUCCUGCCUGGGCAGGGGGUUGGACUAGAAGGCCUCCAAGGUCCCUUCCAACUCUAUUGUUAUGUUAUGUUAAAUUGUUGCUAUACAGGAACUCACUUUAUUAAAACUGUGUUCUUUAAAACACUACAUUUACACAGAGAACGAUUGCAUUUGUAAAACUGUAAAUAAGAUAUUUUCUACUAGCCUGAUAUUUAUUUGCAUUGUAUUUGUAAAAUAAGUGUUUCAAAACUGCAAUACAUGGAAAACCUAUAAACUUCACAUUCCCAAUUGCAUUUCAUCACAAGCAGUUGUGGAAAGGACUGCUUGAGAGUCUUGCAUAUUAAGCAGCAGCAUUCAUUUGGCUUUUCUUCAGUUAGUUUGAGUUUAAUGGAGGAAAAUGUAUUCCAGUAGAUAGUUCCUAAAUUGUGCAAAUUCCUGAGGAAUCUAGUAAACAUUCUGCUUGUUCAUCUUAUUGAUCACUACUUAAAAUAUCUUUCGGUUGGGGAUAAGUUAGCUAAUCAUUUGUCUAAUAUAGGAAAACUUUUUAUUCACUUUAAAACAGGGUAUUUAAGAGUGAACAAGCAUGUGUUCCUGAUUUCUGUUUAGAUGUAAUGGCACUAUAAAAUCGAAAUGGAUCUUUUGCUGGUGGGACAAAGGUGGAAAAGGGGUACCCACGCCCUUCAAAACACUGAAAACUUUUUCACACACCCUCUUCUAAAAUGUAUUUUUCUUAUUCCUUUAGUUCAGUCAAGAUAUUUUUCAUCUUACAGGUUUAUCUGUAAUAUAUAUCUGUAUAUAUAUAAUUCAGUUUUUUCCAUUGAUCUAAUUUUAGAUGAGCAAUUAAUUGCAGUUCUUCAAUCUUUAAGACCAUGUCCCAUGAUGUACUUUUAAUUAUACAUCGUUCUUACAUUAUGGUUUUUUAAAAAAAUUGCCAAGAGUGCUUAAAUUGUCUGGUACAUACAGUAUGGUAUCUUAGAUUUGAGUCUUAAAUAAUUGCUGUGCACGUGAAGUCAGUGCAUGGAUGGUUAUAAAAUCAUGUGAAAAAUAUAGUAAAUAUCACUUUGUUGUGAUCACUGUUGGAUAAAGGACAGUUCAGUUGAAUAAAAGAGGUCUUUGCACUGCAUGUUUUCUAUUCACUAGCUUAGCCAAAUACCUGAACAAGUAUUCAUGCAAACUAUACUAACCAUGAUUUAAGCAUUAAAAACCAUAUUUUUCAUUAUUGAAAAUAUUUCAUUUUUUGUGAAUGAUUAUUUAAUGUGAUAUAAAUUAUUGUGGUAUUGGUAGCAUUUUAAAUGGUACCAUAGGAUUGGUUAGAAUGUUUUUAAUUUUGCAUGGCAUACCUAUUUUUCAGAAGGCAGAAUGUGUAAUGAUUUUGAUUGUGAGGUGAGGUGAACUUCCAGCCUCCUGUGCAGUUAGAGGUUUAUUCAUCUUGAAAGUGUCUUACCUGUAUUGUAUCGCUUUCUUCACCAUUCAACCUAAAUAAACUUCAUUCACAAGC
Molecule: messenger RNA, 5466 nt
Organism: Ahaetulla prasina
Lineage: Eukaryota; Metazoa; Chordata; Lepidosauria; Squamata; Colubridae
Gene: TNKS2
Product: tankyrase 2
Exons: 27
Coding region: 152-3688 (1178 amino acids)
Molecular function (GO): protein binding; NAD+ poly-ADP-ribosyltransferase activity
Source: RefSeq, a predicted model, not a curated record